AUGAGUUCUUCUCUCGAGGCUAAGAUUGUUGUGUUGGGCGCGCAGGGAGUCGGCAAAACCUCCCUCGUGCAGCGCUACGUCAAGAAUGCCUUCAGCCCCGCCGGCACCGCGUCGACCGUCGGCGCAUCCUUCAUCACCAAGCGAGUCCUGGACAGCGCGUCCGACACCAUCGUGCGCCUGCAGAUCUGGGACACCGCCGGCCAGGAGCGGUUCCGCAGCAUCUCGCGCCUGUACUACCGCGGCGCGAACGCCUGUCUACUAUGCUACGAUAUCACCGACGAGCAGAGCUUCCAGGAGAUGACGGGCUGGCUGCUCGAGCUGAAGAAUAACCUGAACGAGGAAGACCCCAUCGUCAUCCACGUCGUCGGGACGAAGUCCGAUAUCGUCGCUCUGGAUCCCUCCCGACGGCGGGUCCCCUUUGAGCGCACGAUCGCGUAUGUCGCCGAGCAGUUGUAUCCGUCGCAGGCGUCGACGCCGCCGCCCACGGCCGGCUUUCUGGGCCAUUCGUCGAGUACCACGUUGCAGGGGCCCGAUAGUAAGCGGAGUAGUGGGUUCUGGGGGCAGGAUAUUGGAUGGGACUGCUGUCAUGAGAUCAGCGCCAAGGAUGGGGAGGGGAUCGAGGAGGUGUUUCGGGUGAUCACGCGCAAGCUAGUGGAGGAGAGGAACAAGAAAGAGGCGAGCGUGGUUGCGACUCCGGGGUCGGGGUCUGGCAUUGAGGGUCUUUCGUCGCCUGUGGCGAGAAAUAUCGAGAACAAUGGCAGUUUCCGUCUGGGGAUUGGUGACAAGCGUCGCAGCUGGUUGGGAUUCCCGCCGAGCAGCGCUGGCGAUGAGCAUGAUGAGGCAGUAGAGAUUCGGAAGAAGAAAGGUCGCUGCUGUUGA
Molecule: messenger RNA, 879 nt
Organism: Aspergillus steynii IBT 23096
Lineage: Eukaryota; Fungi; Ascomycota; Eurotiomycetes; Eurotiales; Aspergillaceae
Product: Rab family GTPase
Exons: 2
Coding region: 1-879 (292 amino acids)
Biological process (GO): intracellular protein transport
Cellular component (GO): endomembrane system
Molecular function (GO): GTPase activity; GTP binding
Source: RefSeq, a predicted model, not a curated record